AUGUUUGUCAGGUCGUUCGCCCGCUCAAGUUUCGUGCGGCAAGCAGCCCGCCCCGCCGCUCGCCCGCUGGCCUUCCGAGCUCCCAUCCCCUUCCUCACCCAGCACCGCCUCCUCUCCGACGAGACGAAGCAAGCGAUCGAGAACGCCGUCGGCGCCGCCCCUGUCGUCCUCUUCAUGAAGGGCACCCCCGAGACCCCUCAGUGCGGCUUCUCCCGCGCCUCCAUCCAGAUCCUCGGCCUCCAGGGCGUUGACCCUGAGAAGUUCGCCGCCUUCAACGUCUUGGCCGACCCCGAGCUGCGCCAAGGAAUCAAGGAAUUCUCCGACUGGCCGACUAUCCCCCAGCUCUACGUCGAGAAGGAGUUCAUCGGCGGCUGCGACAUCCUCGUCUCUAUGCACCAAAACGGCGAGCUCGCCAAGCUGCUCGAGGAGAAGAAGGUUCUUGUCGCGGCCGAGAGCGAGAAGAAGGAGGAGUAA
Colletotrichum aenigma is the source of this 474-nucleotide messenger RNA. Its product is annotated as Monothiol glutaredoxin-5. Bases 1 to 474 code for a protein of 157 amino acids. The record is from RefSeq and is a predicted model, not a curated record. The transcript is spliced from 3 exons. NCBI's taxonomy places the organism in Eukaryota, Fungi, Ascomycota, Sordariomycetes, Glomerellales, Glomerellaceae.